GGUCAUCAGAAUCCACAGCGUGGUAGAGGAAGCAAAGGGGCGGCAGAUCUCAAACCACGGCACCCUCCAGUGGCUCUCCGAGCUCAUCGACGGCGACUACCAGGGCUGCUAUUUGCUCGACUCCGUCGGGUGCGGAGGUGAAUUAGCUGACAGAGAUGACGAUGGUAAGGCAAUCCCCCAAGUUUCAACCUUGUCCUUGUUUAAUCCAGCAAAGCGCGUGAGACUUGCAGCAUCGUCCCGGCGCCAUGACGAUACGGGCGGUGUCGAUGAGAUCGAGAGGGUGCUCCAGAGACUGCAGGUCAUGUCUGGUGAUCUGAGGGAGUUCAUCCUGCUCUUGCAAGGCUGCAAGCCCAUCCGCCGCCCUCUAGCCACUAGCAUCUUCCGGGACGGGCAGAUGUUCGGCCGACAUGUCGAGAAAAGAGAGGAUCAUCAACUUCCUGCUGCACGAGGACGUCUAUCGGCGGACCACGGAGCUUGGUGUGCUGCCUAUUGUUGGUGACAGCGGAGUCGGGAAGACAACCCUGGUGCAAUACGCCUGCGACGACGCUAGAGUGCGCGCCCACUUCCCAGUGAUCAUGCUGUACAGUUUCACAUCUACCUACGAUGUCAAAAACAACCAAGGAACUUGUCCAAGCGACGACCCACUGGAGUUGAUCAAGAGUAGCGACGACAGUUUUUGGGACAGACACAGGAGGUGCCUGAUGAUAUUUGAGGACGUGGACAUGUGCAGGAAGCAGAUGCUGGAGGAGUUCUUGCAGAACCACCGCCGCAGCGAGGCGGCGGGGGUAGUCAAGAUGAUCGUCACCACGAACAACCGGCGUGUCGCGAACGACGUCGGGACGGUGGAGCCGAUCGUGCUAAGGCCGUUGCCGUGCCCUGAGUACUGGUUCUUCUUCAAGGCCCACGCGUUCGCCGGCAGAGACGUCGAGGAGAACCCGAGGCUCAUCUCUGCGGGGAAAGCGAUAGCGAGGAAGCUCAACGGCUCAUUCUUCGGCGCCAAGAUCGUCGGAGGGCUGCUCACGGAUCACCCGGAUCCAAGGGUCUGGUGCAAGGUCCUGAGGAGCAGCAUUGGAGGGAUGUCUCCCCUUGGUGACGGCGUCGGUUACAUCUCGGACUUGGCUGAAAACUUGCUGCCCGGCCAUGUGAACAUGUGCAGGGUGACGCUCUCUAAGGACCCGGCAUUUCCUCCCCAGACGGCGACACCGCAGUUGGCUAUGUUCAAGGAUCUGCACGGCGCUGUUCCUCAUGACAGCGAGUUGGCCUGCUGGGCAGACGACGCCCGGUUUGGGAGUGUGAGUGCAAGUCAGUACUGCCGUUCUUUAACCAUUACUAUAUUGCUCGUUGCUCUUGCACUUGCACCGUAGCUGCAGUGAACUCUUGCCGAUCAGUGUUGAUCUCUGUAUAACUAGAAUGUUGGAU
Zea mays is the source of this 1419-nucleotide messenger RNA. RefSeq lists its product as uncharacterized. The record is from RefSeq and is marked predicted. Lineage: Eukaryota; Viridiplantae; Streptophyta; Magnoliopsida; Poales; Poaceae. Bases 408 to 1364 code for a protein of 318 amino acids. Gene Ontology annotation, molecular function: ADP binding. The transcript has a single exon.